Messenger RNA from Labeo rohita (rohu), 1605 nucleotides. RefSeq lists its product as uncharacterized. Lineage: Eukaryota; Metazoa; Chordata; Actinopteri; Cypriniformes; Cyprinidae. Gene Ontology annotation, molecular function: cell-cell adhesion mediator activity. The record is from RefSeq and is a predicted model, not a curated record. Gene Ontology annotation, biological process: axon guidance; dendrite self-avoidance; homophilic cell-cell adhesion. The transcript has 7 exons. Gene Ontology annotation, cellular component: plasma membrane; axon. Bases 38 to 958 code for a protein of 306 amino acids.
AAGUUCCUCUCAAACGCAGACGACAAGAUCCUUCAAAAUGAGAAGCAAUACUUUCAUCACACUCCUGGCAUUCACCUUCCUCCAAACAUCCACAGCUUCGUUGGAGGUAACAGGUCCAUCUGAGGCGAUUCUGGAAGGCCAGGAUGUGACAUUGGAGUGUUUGGAUACAGAAUCGGAGUUGAACAUGAGCACAGUGCACUUUGAGAGGUUCUCCAAGUACAUGAAGAGGUGGUAUCGGCUCGAGUCAGAUCAGGCGUAUUUCUACCGCCGCUGUUUUCUCUAUGACGUGGAUGUGAGAAGGGAGGAAGGCAGACUGCUUCUCUUCAUCGCCAGCAUCCAGUCCUGGUCUGAGGGUCCAUACCGCUGCGUCUCUGAGGACAGUUCUGUAGCAGACAACUCUUCCCAACCCCUCACCAUCCCCAUACACUACAUGCGGGAGGUGGCUGUGCACAGGGCUGGUUUGGGAUAUUUACAACGUUAUUUCAACUCAGUGCAGGACCUCAAAGUACGCUUAGGUGAUGAUGUGGAGCUGGAAUGUUCUACUUCAGCUUCUGAGGCACCUGAGUACGUCUGGGCUAAAGAGGGAGAGGACUGGCUUUUGCCCUCUCAUAAGCUGAAGCUGGUGAAGGUGAGGGAACAGGAUGGAGGGAGAUACACCUGUUCGGCUCAGUCUCCUACUGUGUCUUCUCUCAUGAAGAAACGUACAAUCAGCAUCACUGUUCUACCAGAGGAUGCAGCAUGGUAUGAGACAACCACCGGUCGCACUGUUCUCAUGAUAUGUGGAGUAGGACUGGUCCUUCUGGUGGUUGUGAUAUCCCUGACCACUUACCUCUGCCGCAGAGCCAAACAGAGCAAGAGCAAGGGACCCAUUGAUGACCGUUCCCAGAAGAAACCCAUCUACAGAGCCAGCGUGGAGUCCUUGCCCUCCACCGCUUCUGACAAGCAGCCGCUGGUGUAAAGAGUGAGAUUGAUGGAGGACUGGAGAGGAGAGGAGAGAAAAGAAGACAAGAAAAAGAUUAGGGAGUAUUGGGUAUUCACAGUGGAAGAGAGUUAAUGAGAGUUUUGCACAUAGAUUUUGUUAUGCUCUUGGGUCUUCAUUCAGAUAUAUAAUUAGGAGACUGUCUAUGCAGGGAAUCGAAAAAGUAUACAAAGACGGGAUAAAUGAUGGUUUUACCGUGUGUCCUUUCCAGUGUGGAUGGCAGCAUUGCUCUUCAACAAAAGGUGUGCAAUUUUCUCUGUAUUGAUUCAACAAUCCUGCAAAAUUGAGAAAUGCUGAAAAGAUGUUUUUGUGAGGUGACAUUGAACGUUUCUUUCUUCCCAGCAAUCUUGGGUUGGCUUAUUUCUUCAAACUGAUUAACAUUUCUUUUUAGGAAAAAACUACCGUCUGCAAGCUGUAUGAUCAUUUAGUCAGAUGUAGGAAUUUUUGGGGUAUUGCUUUACAUAAGUAUAUAAUGUUCUGCUUCACUUGAAAGGACAAUAGAUAAGAUCCAAACUAACACUGAACCAAUUACUCUAGAAGCACUUUGAAACUGUUGCACUUUUUUACAAGUUUGAUUUUUCCCAUAUCUUUGAAUUUAAAGCUAUUAAAAUAAUUUUACAACAUAA